Molecule: messenger RNA, 4167 nt
Organism: Molossus molossus (Pallas's mastiff bat)
Lineage: Eukaryota; Metazoa; Chordata; Mammalia; Chiroptera; Molossidae
Gene: THBD
Product: thrombomodulin
Exons: 1
Coding region: 350-2071 (573 amino acids)
Cellular component (GO): membrane
Molecular function (GO): calcium ion binding; transmembrane signaling receptor activity
Source: RefSeq, a predicted model, not a curated record
GCGGGUUGACUCAUCCUGGCCAGGGCAUCCCAGGAGCGAGGGCGGGCAGGAGGCGUCCCGAGAACCCAGUAAUCCGAGAAUGCAGCAUCAGCCCUUCCCACCAAGCACUUCCUUCCUUUUCCCCAACGUCCAGGGAGGGCGGACUGCGCACUUAUAAACUGGGCCCUGGCCUGCCGGUAUAUCAAAGGUUGCUUCGCCUAGGCUGCAAGCAGCGGCCAGACGCUUCUGUUCUCCUGCAAACGCGAACUGCUGUCGCCGCCUAAGCCCUGCGCCUUUCUGAACCGGCAGCUCGGACCGGUAGUGGCGCCUGCGCUCUCCGCAGAGUCUGCACGCCGCGUGCCAGGACAGCAUGCUGCGAAUCCUGCUCCUCAGCGUGUUGGGCCCUGCCGCCCUGGGGUUCCCGGCGCCCCCAGAGCCGCAGCCCCACGGAAGCCAGUGCAUUGAACAAGACUGCUUUGCGCUCUUCCGGGGCCCUGCGAACUUCCUCGCCGCCAGCCAGGCCUGCCAGCGCCUGCGGGGCCACCUGAUGACCGUGCGCUCUUCAGUGGCAGCUGAUGUCAUCUCUCUUCUACUGAGUGGCGACAGUGGCAACAACUCGCGCCUCUGGAUUGGCCUGAAGCUCCCACCGGGCUGCGGCAACCCGGGGCACCUAGGUCCGUUGCGCGGUUUCCAAUGGGUUACCGGCGACAACCGCACCAGCUACAGCAGGUGGAUGCGGCUCCACCAGGACCACAAGCCUCUCUGUGGUCCGCUGUGUGUGGCCGUCUCAGCGGACGGGGCCUCCGCGCCAGGUGAGCCGUCCUGGGAGGAGCAGCAAUGCGCCGAGGAAGCCGAUGGUUUCCUCUGUGAGUUCCAUUUCUCAGCCUCCUGUAGGCCUCUGGUUGUGGAGUCUGGUGCCACUGCGGCCUCCAGCGUCUCGAUCAACUACAGCACCCCGUUCGGAGCCCGAGGUGCGGACUUCCAGGCGCUGCCAGUGGGUAGCUCUGCCGAGAUGGCGCCCUUUGGAGUGGAGCUGGUGUGCGAGGGGAGUCCUGGAAUGGCAGAGGCGAGCUGGAGCCGGGAGGUGCCAGGCGCCUGGGACUGCAGCGUGGAGAAUGGAGGCUGCCAGCACACAUGCAACCGGAGCUCCGGGGCGUCGCGCUGUCUCUGCCCCGCUGACACCACCACAAUGGCCAAUGGGCGCUCCUGCACUGCACCUGGAGAGCACUUGUGCCACAAACUCUGUGAGCACUUUUGUGACCCAAACGCGGACCUGCCAGAAGGCUACUCAUGCAUAUGCGAGACAGGCUACAAAUUGGCUGCCGACAAGCACCGGUGUGAGGACGUAGACGACUGUAUGCAGGUGCCCAGUCCGUGCCCACAGGUCUGUGUCAACAAGCAGGGCGGCUUCGAGUGCCAGUGCUCUCCAGGCUACGACCUGGUGGACGGUGAGUGCGUGGAGUCUGGGGACCCAUGCAGCGGAACUAACUGCGAAUACCAGUGCCAGCCCUUGGGCAAAAGUAACUACAGCUGUGUCUGCGCAGAGGGCUUCACGCCCAACCCCCAUGCCCCACACAGGUGCCAGAUGUUCUGCAACCAGACUUCAUGCCCAGCAGACUGCGAUCCCAACAACCCGGACAGGUGCCAGUGCCCUGAGGGCUACAUUCUGGACGGGGACUCCAUGUGCACGGACAUCGACGAGUGCGACAAUGGCAACUGCCCCGAUGCAUUUUCGUGCAGAAACCUCCCCGGUACCUAUGAGUGCAUCUGUGGGCCUGACUCAUCCCAGGUUGGCACCGACUGUGACUCCAUCAAUGUGAACGGCGCCGACAGUGGCUCUGGGGAGCCCCCGGUCAGCACGACACCUGGCAGCACCUCGAGCCCUACGCCAGCAGGGUCUGUGCAUUCUGGCCUACUCAUUGGCAUCUCCAUCUCAAGCUUGUCUCUGGUGGUGGCAAUUUUGGCGCUCCUCUGCCACCUGCGCAAGAAGCAAGGCGCCAUGCAGGCCCAGCUGGAGUACAAGUGUGGGGUCCCUGCCAAGGAGGUGGUGCUGCAGCACAUGCGAACCCAGCAGAUGCCUCAGAAACUCUGAGGGGUCUCCCUCCCUGGCCCCACGUGUUGGUUUGGCCUUUUCUUCCCUCCUGUGCCUCAUAUCCACCCCACCCCACCCCCAUCCCCAGCCUUACUCCCUGGCUACCAUAAAAGCACCUUAGCUGGCAUCAGAACUGCAGAAGAACCCCCUACCCAUUCUUUUGCUGAUUCCAGGAAUGGCUGGGGAGGAGGUAUUGGAAGGAGGAUAUACCCAGUUACUUUCAUAAUGUCACCAGACUACUGGGCAGAGAUGGCAAUUUUAAAAUGAAGAUGAAGAUUGCAAAGUGUCCCGUGCCCUCCACAGGGCAAGAAGGGUGAGCAUUAUUGGUCAGUGGCUUUUGGGCAGACUGAUCUGAUGGACUAGCGAGUGUAAUUGUGUCAUGGAUGAUGACUAAUAUAUUUAUUUUUUUAGGACUUUUUUUUUCUUUUUUUCCUACUUGUAUGUCUUCUUACACACUUUGAGUUCCUCUCUCCCUUCCUACUCUCUUUCUCACCUUCUCUAUCUAUAUAUUAAUAUAGUCCCACUUGUCAUGUGGUAGUUAAACUUGGUGAAUUUUUUUUUUUUUUACCCUCUCGCAUUUAUGAAGCCAAGUCUCAUUUCCCCCCUCUCAGUUCUCCCAAUUUUCCCUUCCCAACACACCUGAGUCACCCUACCUGUCUCUGACCCUUCAACUUGUAGCUAUCUGCCUAGGCAGAACUCUUACGUGAAACAGGAACAAAAACACUAAAAACAAAAAUGGUUGGGCAUUUGUUCUUUCACCAGAUUUGCUAAUUUUUCCUGAAGUUGCUGGACUGUCAUAGAAAUUCAACCCAAGGAGUUUUUAUUUUUGUUUUUUUUAAACAGUGAGCCUGGGUUUUAUUAUUGUUGUUUUGAUUUGGACUAAAGAUAGUAAUUGUUAAGUUUUAUGCAGUUUCCUUUUUCAUCAUCAUCAUUAUUGUUAUUGUUAUUAUUAUUAGUUAUUUUAAACAAUGUUGAAAUGUUCACAUGAUUGCUCUAGAUUGAACAAAAAAGAAAGCACCUUACAAGAGACAGUUUAAAAAAGUUUUGAGUUGCAUAAUUCAUGCUAAUUAUCAUUUUGAUUUUCAUUGGUUUUGCACUUUGUAGGCCAAAAUAAAACCAGCUUUACUGUUUUUUGAACAUUUGGGAGUUUUGGGAUGGAGCCUAACAGAUGUUCAAUUUAGGGCCCAACCUUGAUCAGGCCCUUGAGAAUUUCUCCCACUUCAGAGGGACCUUUUAACCCCAUUCACUCAGAAUUUGCUCUCCACAAGAAACGGGGUCCGUCUUUCCCCACUCCCAGCAGCUGGUUAGAAAUGCAGAAACUUGAACUCCACUCCACCUACUCCAUGAGAAUCUGUAUUUUAACAAGAUCUGCAGGGGGUUAUCUGCCAGUAUAGAUUGAAGAGAACUGUUCCAGACAGCUUCAAACUUCUGGAAUACACUAAAUAUGAAUCAGUAGUAAGUAGCAGGCCAAGUCAGGCCCUUUGUUAUUAAGAAACUGAGGAAUUUUCAUUUCCGGUAGAAAAAACUAUGUACACCCUUUUAGACAUUGCUAAACAGGGUUUUUGGUUCAACUAAGCUAGGGUUGAAAUCAUGAAUGGGAAAAAGAAUGUGUAUCUUUUGUAACACAAAGAUUUUUUUCUACUUUUUUGUAAACUCAGCAUAUUUAUGUAUAGUUAUUUAUUGGAGAUAAAGUAGAACACAGGCAAAACUCUUGCUUAUGACAUCACAUGUAGAAAAUAAACAAAUAACAGUGCUUUCUUGGGUUGUGUGUCUGUCUACCUCCCCUUUCCUAACCCACCAACUCCCAUUUUACAUCAUUAAAUAGGGUUAUUGAACAAUGCAAAUACCAUGAAUUGCAUUAAAGGCUGCUCCACACCCAUUGCUAGCCUCCGUAUGCUCAUGGCAUCAUCUCUGACUUUCAAAGAGUUCUUUUCAGAGGAGAUUGUUUUCACUGUAGAAGGACAUUAUGUUAUAUGUGUGUGAACAAAUAUUGUUUUCUGUUUUCUAUAACCAUAACAAUUUCAUACACAAGACUUGUGGCCAUGGAUUUUAAAACACAUUAUUGGAUUAUUUCUUGGGAUGAAUUUAAAAAAACA